This is a messenger RNA of Penicillium waksmanii, 2595 nucleotides long. RefSeq names its product putative RNA-binding protein (Nab3). NCBI's taxonomy places the organism in Eukaryota, Fungi, Ascomycota, Eurotiomycetes, Eurotiales, Aspergillaceae. Gene Ontology annotation, molecular function: RNA binding. The record is from RefSeq and is a predicted model, not a curated record. The transcript has 5 exons. Bases 1 to 2595 code for a protein of 864 amino acids.
AUGACGCCCAGUCCCCCAGAUGAAGCUCUUCACUUCCGCGGAAAGACCCUGACUCCGGAAAGUCCCCGACCGCUACAUAUCCCGGAGCCAGCCAAUAUCCCAGUCCUCGAGAAUCAAAUGGACCCCGUCUUCAACGAUACUUCCACAUACGACCGCCCUGAUUUCCCUCGGCAUCCCUUUCAAAAUUAUCACUCACAAGAUGGAUGGCCCAAUCUUCCUAUGGAGGCGGGGGUAGCUUCGGAAUUGGCCCGACACCCAGGUAGUUUGCAUGGUGCGCAGCCUAAGGAUUCUGCGAUGAUGAACUUGAAUGAUAUCAGUGUUUCUGCUCCCGGUUUCUACUCUUCUACCCCAGCGGGCAUCAGUCAGGCUGGCAACACAAACCCCGGCCACCCUCUAGCGGACUCCAAUCCCUCCUAUGCGCCUCCGGCAGUCCCGGUCCACGAGGGCUUCGCCACAACGGGCAAUAUAGACAAUGCCGGCAACCCGGUAAAUUCAUCCGCUUUGCCAGGUCACCUAGAGGAGGAUCUAAAGGAAGAUGCAGCGGCAGGAGGAUCGGCAACAGGAACAGGAACAGAAUCGGGUUCAGGCUCGGCUGCAGUUGGGGUCAAUUUUCAAACUCUGCUGGACAAUCUCUCUCAUCCAUCUGCUACGGCGACCGCUCCUACAGGGGCUAUGCCCUCUCUAGUGGAGGAAGGCUCGUCACUUCCCAAGGCAUCUACGGACGAGCCUCUCCAACCCGGGUUAUCAUCCUCACUGGACGCUCAGUCCGUGAACCUCCCGGCCCGCCCUCCCCUCCAAGACCCCUCCACCCAGCCCAACUACCCUCCCCAUGUAACGAUGCCCUUCAAAACUUCCCCUCUAUGCCCACCGGAGGUCCCCCCGGGCACUGGUUCCGGUGUCGGCGCUCUCCCCCUCCCCCCCAUCGCCAGCUUCCAACAAGCCCAACAAACCACCCCUUCUUCGACCGCGGAUUCACAGACGUCUCAAGAAGGACCCUCGCAAACCCCCAAGAAAAGUCGUACCGAUAAACCAGCGGUGCGACCCGGCAAAGGAGCGGAUGAUGAUUCGCCUUGGGGGCCGGAAGUCCAAAAGAAAUAUGAUGAGUUCUUGCAUGAUGAGAGAAUAUAUGUGACCGAGGGUCUCUGGGAUCGGUUUCCAAUGGGUUCGAGGCUGUUUGUGGGGAACCUUCCCACCGAGCGGGUUACGAAAAGAGACAUGUUCCACCUAUUCCACAAAUACGGCAAAUUGGCCCAAAUUUCGAUCAAACAGGCUUACGGCUUUAUCCAAUUUCUCGAGUCCGACGCUUGCCACGCAGCAUUGCAGGUAGAACAAGGCGCCUUGGUCCGUGGGAGGAAGAUUCAUCUUGAGAUUUCAAAGCCACAGAGAUCGACCCGACCUGGCCCUGCAGAGCCGGUUCGUGCACCACCGCCCCGUCGCUCCCGAACGCCAGAGUUCAGCCGAGCUGCCCCUGUCCGGAACAACGCUCGAGCCACUGGUGAUCGUUUCGAUCGUCCUCACGAAACGGCUCGACCCCCCUUCAGCGAUUUCCGGGACGAGCCCUCACACCGCAGGCGUGAUGACUAUCGACCCCCGCGAUCACCUUCUCCUCGACCUCUUCGCCGAGAUGGAUACCGAUCACGAGAUCGGACACCUGAAAGGCUCGAUCGCCGUAGAAGAUCCCGGUCCCCGCGCUCUCCACGAUCCCCGUACGCCCGGGAUCGUCGGUAUCGCAGCCCAAGCCCCCGGCCCCGUGGCGUCUACGAAGGAGAAGCCGAUCUCCCAGUUCCGAGACGGUCUCCACGAGAUGUGCCAGAGGUCCAGGUCCUUGUUUUGGAAGAAGUGGACCGUAACUUUAUUCUUCACGUGGAAAAUGCCUUUCGCAAUCGCGGUUUGCGUGUAGAUGUGCUUGUGCUUGGUCCUCGGAUUCCCCUCGGCGCUGCGGUUCACCGUCAAUACAUCGAAGGUGUUCUAGCAGUUGUUCGACUGUCGCGGCCAAACCAAUUCUCCCGCAAAAUUCCCCUCCAGAUAUUUGACCGAAGUGCCGGACCGGCCAACGUCCGCUUCAGUGACUAUCCUGAAGUUGACCCUAAUAUCGCCGCCGAUGUCAUGUUUCACCAGGCCCAGGCGAUGCAGCGAGGGCCUGUUCCGGCUUCCUUUGCUCCUAAUCCGGCUUUCGGCGUUCCCCAGAUGCAGUCCAUGCCCAUGCCCAUGCCCAUGCCUCAGCCUAUGCCCCAGCCGGGCUUGCCAACGCUCUCUAACCCACCCAAUAUUGCGAACUUGAUCAGUUCCCUGGAUGGACCCAGCCUUCAGUCUCUCUUGUCCGCUCUCCAGCGGCCGGGGCCACAGUCACAGCCUGGAUCGGCAGCGCAUCUGUUGACCAAUGCGAGCCGACCUCCCCCGGCCCCUCAACCCCCGCAACAACCUCUUCUCCAUCCACCUUUUGCCAUACACCCUCCCACUGUCCCUGUCGUCUCUGAUCCAAACCUUCUUGCUCUUCUUGCUAAAGGCCUCGGGGGCCAGCCGCCACAGGGCCAGACACCUGUUGCUGCGAAUGUGCAAAAUCUCAUGAACCAAUUGCUUCAUCGAAAGCAAUGA